AUGUCUCAAUCAUGUUCAAUAAAGAAAUGCACACGUACAUCAUGUGUGUUGUGUGAUUGUUGCCAACAAAAUCUUUGUUUACAACAUUUAAAUGAACAUAAUGCUUUACUCAGUUCUCAACUGAAUCCUUUAACUGAUAAAGUUAAUGCACUUAGCGAUUGUCUCAAUACAUUAAAUAUGCCAAUAACAAUUGAUGAUUGUAGUAAAAAACUUGAACAAUGGCGUGAAGAUUGUCAUCAGAAGAUUGAUUCUUUUUUUGAAGAAAAAUUUCAAGAAUUUGAUCAAUUUGUUAAUGAAAAAAGUUGA
Molecule: messenger RNA, 306 nt
Organism: Rotaria sp. Silwood2
Lineage: Eukaryota; Metazoa; Rotifera; Eurotatoria; Philodinida; Philodinidae
Source: the annotation of a GenBank genome assembly